UAUUCUUAUCCGCGCUUCUUCACAAUUCUCAUUUCUCUCACUCUCUCUCUCUCUCCUCUCCUCUCCGUAACUUCAAAUUUCGCAGCAAUGGCUUCAGCUACCUCUUAUGUUGUUAGACCUCAGUUAUCCAUCUUUACAAGAAAUCACACUCCGUCUUCAAUUUCCACCGGUAAAUUGUGUCGAUACAAUUCAAUUGCGCUUCCUACUCGAAGAUCUCUCCAGGUGCGUGGUUUAUUUGGAGGCGGAAAGAAAGAGAGUAAUGGUGACGCGAAUGAUAAUAAGGCAGGUAUACUAGGUAACAUGCAAAACUUGUAUGAGACUGUAAAAAAAGCACAGAUGGUAGUCCAGGUUGAGGCGGUACGUGUGCAGAAAGAACUUGCUGUAGCUGAAUUUGAUGGUUACUGUGAAGAUGAACUAGUAAAGGCAACACUGUCUGGCAACCAACAGCCUAUGCGGAUCGAGAUAACUGAAACAGCUAUGGAGUUGGGAGCUGAGAAACUGUCUCUUUUGGUAACCGAGGCCUACAAAGAUGCACAUCAGAAGAGCGUUCAGGCUAUGAAGGAAAGAAUGAACAACCUGGCUCAGAGUCUAGGAAUGCCGCAAGGCCUUAGCGAAGGAUUUAAGUAGAGAAAUAGUCUGUUCGAAGAUGCAAGCAAACAACUUCAAUUUUGCAUAUGAUUGUUAUAAUGAUUAAUAGUCAUAUUAUAUUGUUUUAACUUGCAAAUGUUAAAUAGAUUUCAUGAUGCAUGUCACAGAUUUGUUACAAGAUACACCUUUUUUACAUGGAUUAAAGCAUGCAUCCAAGAUCAAUCUGUUUUUUCU
This is a messenger RNA of Impatiens glandulifera, 822 nucleotides long. RefSeq names its product nucleoid-associated protein At2g24020, chloroplastic-like. The record is from RefSeq and is a predicted model, not a curated record. The transcript is spliced from 7 exons. Gene Ontology annotation, molecular function: DNA binding. NCBI's taxonomy places the organism in Eukaryota, Viridiplantae, Streptophyta, Magnoliopsida, Ericales, Balsaminaceae. Bases 88 to 627 code for a protein of 179 amino acids.